Molecule: messenger RNA, 3012 nt
Organism: Arabidopsis arenosa
Lineage: Eukaryota; Viridiplantae; Streptophyta; Magnoliopsida; Brassicales; Brassicaceae
Source: the annotation of a GenBank genome assembly
AUUAUUACCGGCUGUUUUCUAUUUUGUCGUUCCCGGCAAAUUUGGCUGAAUUUUGGCGGCGACGAUUCGAACUUUGCCAAACGAUGCAAGCAACGGCGAAUCUUCCGGCGAUAUGGAACCUAUCGCUGUGCGGGUCAUCCUCUAAAGUCCAUACAGUGAACCCUAAGCAUCGAAAGUCUCACGCGCUUCACUGUUUGAGAUCAGAAGGGCAUGAAGAGUUUGAUAAGUCUCAGUCUCAGUUUCAUGUUCUGAAAGUUACUCACCCGAUUGUAUUGUAUCGUCUUUGUUGUUUAGAUAUCCUUAUUUUAAACAAGCAACGCCUAGCUGCAGUUGAGGAGUUAGAGAAGCUAAAGAAUGAGAAAGAUGAAUUACUAGAGAGGAUUAACCAAUUGGAGGCAGAAAGUCAGAUUGUAAUUAAGAAAGAUAAGUCGUCACUAUUCUGGCAGUUGCUUCUCCGUAUUGAUUCUAUGGUGAUCAAUGGAUUAAUCAACAGUGAAGAAGCUUCAUCCAUGAGACAACUGUAUAAGGAGCAUGAAGCAAACAUCUCUGAGUUUCCUCUCGAUGUCCUGCAACAAGGAGAUGCUGAAAUUCUAGCAGAACUCAGACGGUUCACAAAUAAAGGCAAAAGGAAUGGUCUCCAUGUGAUUCAUAUUUGCACCGAAAUGGCUCCAUUAGUUUCUGUUGGGCCUUUGGCUUCAUAUAUAACAGGAUUGUCUUCUGCACUCCAAGGAGAGGGCUACAUGGUUGAAGUUAUAUUGCCAAAAUAUUCGACACUUGAUUUGGAUGAAAUUGAAGGGCUUCGGGAAAUCGAAGCUGAUGCAUAUUCUUAUUUCAAUGGUCAGCUGCAUGCAAACCGAAUAUGGAAUGGAGUUGUCUCUGGAAUAGGAGUGACACUUAUUCAACCAGUGUAUUACUCGUCAAUGUUUAGCCGUGAUAAAGUAUACGGCUAUCAGGACGAUUUUGAUAGAUUUGCCUACUUCUCUCGUGCUUCAUUGGAUUACAUUGCAAAAUCUGGAAAGCAGCCUGAUGUUUUACACAUUCACAACUGGCAAACUGCAAUAGUUGGACCAUUGUUUUGGGAUGUUUUUGUUAAUCAGGGACUUGAAGGUACUAGAAUACUCUUGACAUGCCAAGACUUUGACAAGGGUCUUGUACCUCCUGAAAAAUUGGAGCUAUGUGGGCUCGAUCCAGCUGAGCUUCACCGUCUUGAUCGCUUACAAGAUAACAUUAAUCCACAUUUUGUUAACAUUUUGAAGGGUGGUGUGGUCUACUCCAACAAAGUCGUAAUAAUGUCAUCCUCACAUAGCUCAAUCCCUGGUCUCGAACCAACUUUAGCUAUCCACAAGGACAAGUUGUUUUUUGCUCCCUUUGGAGUGGACAACUCAAUGGAGAAAGACUUUUGUUCGAAAGAGAUAAUGACGAAAGUUGGCCAGAGAGAUUCUCCGGCUAAAGAAGAACCUUCGACGACGACGCCGCCGGCGACUAAAAAACGAUUUUUGACUCCGGGAAGAUUCGUUACAAUCCUGUGUAUCAUUAACUUGAUAAAUUACGUUGAUCGAGGAGUGAUCGCGAGUAAUGGUGUUAAUGGAAGCUCAAAAACAUGCGAUGCCAAAGGGGUUUGCUCUGCAGGAACUGGAAUUCAGGGAGAGUUUAACUUAACUAACUUUGAAGAUGGUCUUUUGUCGUCUGCGUUUAUGGUUGGACUUCUUGUGGCUUCUCCAAUAUUCGCUGGAUUGUCCAAAAGAAUCAAUCCUUUUAAGCUAAUAGGUGUUGGAUUAACCGUUUGGACUAUCGCUGCUCUUGGUUGCGGGUUUUCCUACAACUUCUGGAUGAUUGCUGUUUUUCGAAUGUUUGUUGGGGUUGGUGAGGCUUCCUUUAUUAGUCUUGCAGCACCAUAUAUCGAUGAUAGUGCUCCUGUUGCAAGGAAAAAUUUCUGGCUUGGACUGUUCUACAUGUGUAUACCAGCAGGAGUUGCUCUAGGCUAUGUGUUUGGUGGAUUCAUUGGAAACCAUUUAGGAUGGCGUUGGGCGUUUUACAUAGAGGCAAUCGCAAUGGCUGUCUUCGUCGUUUUGUCCUUCUGUAUCAAACCACCGCAGCAGCUUAAAGGUUUUGCUGAUAAAGAUUCGAAGAAACCCUCUACAUCUAGUGAAACGGUCGCUCCUACAGAUGCAGAAGCUUCACAAAUUAAAACCAAAGCCCCCAAAUCCAAGAACCUGGUUGUCCUAUUCGGAAAAGACUUAAAGGCUCUUUUCAGCGAGAAAGUAUUUAUCGUAAAUGUUCUUGGUUACAUCACCUACAACUUUGUGAUUGGAGCUUACUCAUAUUGGGGACCAAAAGCCGGUUUUGGUAUCUACAAAAUGAAAAAUGCAGACAUGAUUUUUGGAGGACUUACAAUCAUCUGCGGAAUAAUCGGAACAUUAGGUGGAAGCUAUUUACUAGCUGCAUCAACUUUACUCGGCGCAGCCUUUUGUUUCACUGCUUUCUUGAUGAAGAAUAUGUAUGCCUUCAUCGGUUUAUUCGCAGUGGGAGAAAUUCUAAUCUUUGCACCACAGGCUCCAGUUAACUUUGUGUGUCUCCAUUGCGUUAGACCAAACUUGAGACCAUUAUCAAUGGCUUCUUCAACUGUUUUGAUCCAUAUCUUAGGCGAUGUUCCUUCUUCUCCACUUUACGGGAAAAUGCAGGAUCAUCUCAAAAAUUGGAGAACAUCAACUCUUAUCAUUACUUCAAUCCUCUUCGUCGCAGCUAUUAUAUGGGGAAUUGGUAUAUUUAUGAAUAGUGUGGAUCGGUCUAAUGAAGUAAGUGAAGAUGAUGAGGUCGAAGAAGAGAAAUUGGAAAGCAAAGCAGAGAACUCUACUCUCGUCUAAUUUUUGAAGACAAUCAUUUUUCUUCUACACGACCAAAUAAUUCUUAGUCCUUCCAUUGUUUAAUUGAACAACAACAAUUCAUUUGAUUCAUUUUCUUUUCCUUAGAUUAUCUCAGUUCCUUUUGUGUACAUAAACCUAAUUUUUUGGA